AUUUGAUGCUCUACACAGUUUUGCUUCCAUAGUCUUCAGCCCAUCUUCAAUGAUAUCCUUGCUGUAGAGAUACCAUAAAUUACUUAAACACUUUCUAUUCUAUUCUAGUUGUUCCUGAUUCUACAUUAUUUCAUCUAUACUGUAAUUAUCUCUAAAUAUAAACAUCUCGUACAUCCAUACGUCACACAACUGCAUAUGUGUGCAUAUAGAUAUCACGUGUGAAUAGCCUUGCAUAUAAACAUUUGCCUAUUUACUUUUUCUUAGGACAUGUGAUUGAAUUAGAAUAAAACUCUGUUAACCUCUUGAAACAUGUACUGCAAAAAGAAGGGUGCGCUCAUUUUUACUCUCAUCCACGAUAAGGUAGUUCACCAAUCUUUGUCAAGAUUUUGGUCACCCUAAAAAGAAAGAACUGAGAAACCCGGUUUUUUUGGUAGUUGACACCUUGGGACAUUUCUUCGCCAUAAAACCUAAGGUCAUGUUUUAGAGUAUUUGAGCUCAGAAAUAAGACCCUUCUGAAACUCUCCCUCGUGAGAGGUGGGCGGGAGGGAACAGACUUUCCUGAUCCCAGGUGCCUUCCACGCCGAGGUUCUCGUAUUUCACCACCGUCACUGGCACCAGAUUGCUCAACCCUCCAGCCAAUGAGACACAGAAGUAAAGUAUUUCAGCGCUCACUGUUUUGUAACAUUUAGGCUUUGAUUAGGAGGAAAUACCUGCGAGGCAGGAGUACCCCCGACCGCGGGCCAGACGCGCCAGCUCCCUGCGCGAAUCGGCCCCGACCGCACACGGGCGCGCGACCCGGGAGCGCGCGCGCACACACUGCACUGGCCGCUCGGGUUUGGGGACCGGACCCGGGAGGGAGCGGAGGAGCCGGGCCGGCGGAGCUGAAGGGUCUGCGCUCGCCGGGCCCCGCCGCACUCCGCGGGGCGGUGCCAAGGGCGGGGGCGCCCGGUGCCUCGGCCGCGCGGCCCGGGGAUUCCGGCCAAGUUAGUGCGCGGUCCCCGCUGACUCUCUGGUUACCUGAGCCCGCAACCACGUCAGCGCCACAUCAUCUGGGCUUUUUCUAUUGCAGGGAACCAGGAAAAGAAGGACGAGAACUCCCGCUGGAGUGAGCCAAUCGGGCGGGCCGGGGCGGGAUCGGCGCGGGGGGCGGCGGGGGCGGCGGGCCGCGCUCCGGCCGGUCUACGGCUCGGCCUCGGCGGCCUCGGCGGCGUGGACGGCGAAGAUGCUGCAGUCCCUGGCCGGCAGCUCGUGCGUGCGCCUGGUGGAGCGGCACCGCUCGGCCUGGUGCUUCGGCUUCCUGGUGCUCGGCUACCUGCUCUACCUGGUCUUCGGCGCCGUGGUCUUCUCCUCCGUGGAGCUGCCCUACGAGGACCUGCUGCGCCAGGAGCUGCGCAAGCUGAAGCGACGCUUCCUGGAAGAGCACGAGUGUCUGUCGGAGCAGCAGCUGGAGCAGUUCCUGGGCCGCGUGCUGGAGGCCAGCAACUACGGCGUGUCGGUGCUCAGCAACGCCUCGGGCAACUGGAACUGGGACUUCACCUCCGCGCUCUUCUUCGCCAGCACCGUGCUGUCCACCACAGGCUAUGGCCACACGGUGCCCUUGUCGGACGGGGGGAAGGCCUUCUGCAUCAUCUACUCGGUCAUCGGCAUUCCCUUCACCCUCCUGUUCCUGACGGCCGUGGUCCAGCGUGUCACUGUGCACGUCACCCGCAGGCCUGUCCUGUACUUCCACGUCCGCUGGGGCUUCUCCAAGCAGGUGGUGGCCAUCGUCCACGCUGUGACGCUCGGGUUCCUCACGGUGUCCUGUUUCUUCUUCAUCCCGGCUGCUGUCUUUUCCGUCCUGGAGGAGGACUGGAACUUCCUCGAAUCCUUUUAUUUUUGUUUUAUCUCCUUGAGCACCAUUGGUCUUGGAGAUUAUGUUCCUGGGGAAGGCUACAAUCAGAAAUUCAGAGAGCUCUACAAGAUUGGGAUCACAUGUUACCUGCUUCUUGGCCUGAUUGCCAUGCUGGUAGUUCUGGAAACCUUCUGUGAACUACAUGAACUGAAAAAGUUCCGAAAGAUGUUUUAUGUGAAGAAGGACAAGGAUGAAGACCAAGUGCACAUCAUCGAGCACGACCAGCUGUCCUUCUCCUCCAUCACAGACCAGGCCGCCGGCAUGAAAGACGACCAGAAGCAAAACGAGCCCUUCGUGGCCACUCAGCUGUCGCCCUACCCAGACGGCUCUGCACACCAUUAACCCAGCUCUACUUCGGCAGGAGCAGCCCGCCGUGGCCACUCAGCUGUCGCCCUACCCGGACGGCUCUGCACACCAUUAACCCAGCUCUGCUGCGGCAGGAGCAGCCCUUCGUGGCCACUCAGCUGUCGCCCUACCCCAAUGGCUCUGCACAUCAUUAACACAGCUCUGCUGCAGCAGGUGUGACAGAGGUUUCAUUGGGCUCAUUUUUAUCAGAAUCUAAAAGCUAAGAUGAUGCCAUUUUAAGAAAUACCUACUCUUUUGCAAUAUUUUAAUAAACAAAACAAAAAACAAGCAAAAAAAUAGAACAAAGAAAGCCUUGACCUUAGAGGGAUGUCCAAUAAGUAAAGAAAUGGGAUGUGUACAACUUUCAUGUGUACAAAAUUGUCUAGACUUUGCACAGGAAGCAGAGUGCGCUGUGGGGAAGCAGGUUUUAUACUUUUAAUUGGGAACUUUGGGGUUUGUGUUUAAAUCAUUUAGCUGAGGAUUAAAUAGCAACAUUUAUAUUUAAAAGCAAAAAAAAAAAGCAUAGAUACGUGUUUUAUAAAUAGGUUUAUGUGUACUGGUUUGCAUGUUCCCAUCCAAAAUGAUUAUUUUUGUAGAAUCUAUGUUAAACUUACUAUUUAUAAUGCAUAGGUAACCAUAACUAUGUACAAAUAAAUAUGUUUAUAUCCUGUACAUAUGGUUUAGGUCACCAGAUCCCAGUGUACUUGUUAAAUCAAGAUUGUAGAUAUGUUUUUCCCUUGAUUUCUCUUUAUACUAAAGAAUUCCGAGUUGCUAUAAUAAAAUAAGGUGAAUAAUAAACAUAAGGUGAAUAAGUAUAAUAUUCUGCUACAAUAAAUGUUUCUAUCCUCUUGCAAUA
Nycticebus coucang (slow loris) is the source of this 3092-nucleotide messenger RNA. It is a transcript of the gene KCNK1, whose product is annotated as potassium two pore domain channel subfamily K member 1. The transcript has 3 exons. Bases 1223 to 2233 code for a protein of 336 amino acids. Gene Ontology annotation, biological process: potassium ion transmembrane transport; stabilization of membrane potential. Lineage: Eukaryota; Metazoa; Chordata; Mammalia; Primates; Lorisidae. Gene Ontology annotation, molecular function: potassium ion leak channel activity. Gene Ontology annotation, cellular component: membrane. The record is from RefSeq and is a predicted model, not a curated record.